AUGUCGGACCCAUCACCCGAGUUUCUCUAUCUAACAGCAACGCUUCUAUCUUCAUUACCUCUUUCAGAUAAAUCAGUGGACGAAACUCUUCUUCUUCAACUUCACUCAAUCUUUGGACCUAUGUUAUUGUCAGCUUUACAAAUUAUGGAUCGUCAAGAUGGUUCACCAUAUACCAUCUUCCUCGAUCUUCCUCAUUCCGAUCCGGAAGAAGAGAUCACUACAGAUCCCACUACCACUGCUGGCACAGACCAUCCUGUCAAUCUUCUCAAGCCCCUUCUGGAUUCUAGAAUGGAGGAUUCGCCUGAUAUACCUGUAUCAGACACGUCGGGUAACAUUCAUGGGAAUAAUCAGAGUCGUGCGGCUGAAGAGAUGAAUAGAGACGCCUCGGAGAUAAACCCGACUAUCGAUGCCGUACGAGAGAAUGACGGCUCACGGAUUGACUCCGAGAAAAGAAGUUCGGCUAAGGUCUCCAGUGAGAGAAUGACGAAGGAGGCGAGGUUGAAGAGAAGCAGGAAUGAGAGAAUACAAAAAUUAGUAGAUACUUUAAAGACGAGUUAUUGUCCUUGUGCAGGAUAUGGUUGUCAUUCAUUUGGAUCAGGCAAGAAUGUUUUAAGAGAACAGGAGAAAGAGGGAAGAGAGAGAAGAGAGAAGGUCCAAAGGAAAUACAGUCAGGAAAUGCGCUGCCGAGUCAGCACAAUAUGGAACAUGCACUGA
This is a messenger RNA of Tremella mesenterica DSM 1558, 714 nucleotides long. RefSeq lists its product as uncharacterized. The transcript has 4 exons. Lineage: Eukaryota; Fungi; Basidiomycota; Tremellomycetes; Tremellales; Tremellaceae. Bases 1 to 714 code for a protein of 237 amino acids. The record is from RefSeq and is a predicted model, not a curated record.